Medioppia subpectinata is the source of this 225-nucleotide messenger RNA. The record is from the annotation of a GenBank genome assembly. Lineage: Eukaryota; Metazoa; Arthropoda; Arachnida; Sarcoptiformes; Oppiidae.
AUGAUGUGUGUAUUAGGUCUGACCUCAACAUUAGGCAGUGGACUACCAUUGGGUAAAGAGGGACCGUUCGUUCACGUGGCCUCAAUUGUGGCCACUUUGUUAUCCAAACUCAUCACUUCAUUCAAAGGCAUUUAUGAGAACGAGUCGAGAACUGGAGAGAUGUUAGCGGCCGCUUGUGCUGUCGGGGUCGCAUCCACUUUCUACGCCCCCAUCGGUGGUGUCUUA